Molecule: messenger RNA, 2552 nt
Organism: Acanthopagrus latus (yellowfin seabream)
Lineage: Eukaryota; Metazoa; Chordata; Actinopteri; Spariformes; Sparidae
Product: protocadherin alpha-7-like
Exons: 1
Coding region: 174-2552 (792 amino acids)
Biological process (GO): homophilic cell-cell adhesion
Cellular component (GO): plasma membrane
Molecular function (GO): calcium ion binding
Source: RefSeq, a predicted model, not a curated record
GAACCUUUUGACGCACAGACGGCUUGAAUUUACAGUUUACCUUCUAUAAAUCGAGAUGCUCUGUGGCAUAAUGGUUGGAUUAUGGCAACGAAUGUGACGGGGGGAUUUUGCGUCAGUAUACGAGUAUAGCUCUUUCAAAUCUGCGUUUUGAUUGACUGUUUUAUCUUCACAUCAUGGAACAAAGGCGACGCGAUACACGGAGAGCGCGGACAAUGUGGGGAGCCUACAUGGUAGUUCUGGUUACGUUCUGGAGCAGAGCCUCGGGCCAAUUCCGAUAUUCCAUCCCGGAAGAAGUAAAAGAAGGAACUAUUGUUGGAAACAUUGCUAAGGAUUUAGGUCUCGAUAAGACCACACUGAAAGAGAGGGGGUACCGUAUUGUGUACGGCUCGACAGAGCCUCCUUUUCGAGUGAAUCAAGACGACGGUAUUCUGUAUGUGAACCGCAAAAUUGACAGAGAGGAAGUGUGCGACCGGAGCAAGGUUUGUGUGAUUGACUUGAAAACCGUGUUAGAGAACCCACUGGAGGUCCACUAUGUAGCUGUGGAGAUUGUCGAUGUGAACGACCACGCACCGAGCUUCCCCGAAAAUAAAAAAAUUCUAGAGAUUUCUGAAUCUGCAUUACCAGGAGCGAGAUUUCAGUUGCAAGCUGCGCGUGAUGCUGACAGUGGUUCACUGUCUGUUCAGCAGUACCGGUUGAGCCAUAAUGAACAUUUUCGGCUUGAAGUGAAAGACCGUGGUGAGGACCGUAAAACCCCGAGUUUAAUUCUACAGAAGCCACUUGACAGAGAAUCUGUCAAAACUCACGUGUUACUUCUGACAGCUAUUGACGGAGGUAAACCUCCACGAUCCGGUAACAUGACAAUAAUUGUUAAUGUUUCUGAUGUCAAUGAUAACCCCCCAGUUUUCACCCAAGAAUCAUAUACUGUGCAGCUAAAGGAAAAUUCUCCUCCUGGUACAACUGUUGUUCAGGUUAAUGCUACAGAUCUGGAUGAGGGUUCAAACGGUGAAGUUAUGUAUUCGUUUGGCAAUGACGUAGAUGCACGAGCACGUGCACGUUUUCAUUUAAAUCCAGUGACUGGAGUGAUUACUGUGGCAGGAUCUGUAGAUUUUGAAGAAUGUAACAGAUACGAAAUAGACAUCCAGGCAUCAGACAAAGGUGCGGCCACACUCACGACAGAUAAGAGCGUUAUUAUACAUAUUGUUGACAUGAACGACAAUGCACCAGAGAUUGAAGUGACAUCUUUUUCACAUGCGCUCCCUGAAAACUCAAAACCAGGAACCACAGUGGCCUUGAUUAGUGUUAGAGAUUCGGACUCUGGUCUCAACGGGAAAGUUAUGUGUUACAUAAACCAGGAUCUUCCCUUUAUCCUCACCCCAUCUUUACAAAAUAACAUGUAUUCUCUCGUCACAAAAUCGCUGUUGGAUCGAGAACAAAUAUCACAAUAUGAUGUAACAAUUGUCGCUAAAGAUGCAGGUGAACCAUCCUUAUCGUCUGACAAAAAUAUUAAAAUAAUAGUGUCAGAUGUGAAUGACAACAGCCCAGUGUUUUCUCAGAGCCCCUAUACUUUCUACAUAACUGAAAAUAACAACCAGGGUGCGUCUAUUUUUUCAGUCACGGCGCGAGAUGACGAUGAGGGCAGUAAUGCUCUUAUUUCGUAUCACAUACUAAGAGAUGCAGGCAGAGAAAACCUGGUUGCAUCCUUUUUAAAUGUUAACAGUGAAAAUGGAGAAAUUCUAGCGCUUAAAAGUUUUGACUUUGAGGUUCUGAAAAAGUUCCAGUUCCAAGUUGUGGCCACAGAUUCUGGGGCUCCAUCACUGAGCAGCAACGUCACAGUGAACGUGUUCAUUCUGGAUCAGAACGACAACGCUCCAGUCAUCCGGUAUCCAGUCAGCUCCAACGGUUCUGCUGAAGGUGUGGAGGAGAUUCCCCGCAAUGUGAACGCAGGACACUUGGUGACUAAAGUCAGAGCCUAUGACGCUGAUAUAGGAUAUAACGGCUGGUUACUCUUUUCACUGCAGGAAGUCACUGACCACAGUCUCUUUGGUUUGGACCGCUAUACAGGACAGAUCAGAACACUUCGCUCAUUCACAGAGACAGACGAGGCUGAGCAUAAACUGCUCAUACUGGUCAAAGACAAUGGGAACGUUUCUCUCUCAGCAACAGCUACUGUCAUUGUCAAACUGGUGGAGCCCAAAGAGGCUUUUGCUGCCUCUGAUGUUAAAAGCGCCACUAAAGUUGACGAGGAGGACAAUGUGACAUUUUAUCUGAUGAUAACUUUGGGCUCAGUCUCUGUACUUUUUAUCAUCAGCAUCAUCGUGCUGAUUGCGAUGCAGUGCUCCAAAUCCACAGACUAUACUUCUAAAUAUCUCCAAGAGACUAAUUAUGACGGGACUCUGUGUCACAGCAUCCAGUACAGAUCUGGAGACAAACGCUACAUGUUAGUUGGACCCAGAAUGAGUAUAGGAUCUACUAUAGUCCCUGGCAGCCAUGCUAACACUCUAGUGCUCCCUGACAGGAGGAGGGGAUCUGGAGAGGUAAGCUUGUUUCUAUGA